CAAGAGCUUCACGCUCUCCCACACUCCCCACUCCACUCCACUCCCCCCCAUCCCGCUAUUCCGCGUGCUCCCCGUAGCCUUUUUCCUGGUGGUUUCAUUCCCCACCCUCCUCCCCUGAUCCGCCGGCCGCCGGUUCUCGGCCGCUCCGUGUCCGCUCCUCGGAGGAGGAUUGGUUCUUGGCAGAGACGAGGACAGCCAGGGGGAAGGAAAGGUGGUGGUGGCGGGUUCUUGUCCACUCCGCCUCCGAGUUGAAGUUGAAUCUCCCCGUCCGCCGACCCAAUCCGCCAUCUUUUUCCUCCGCCGGAAAAGGACCCCCCGCCGUACUCGCGCGGCGGACCGACCUCCGCCAAUUAAUCCUCGCGCCGUGGAGCAAAGGGGUCGUUCCUUAAGUCCCCGGGCGGAAUCCAAGGAGACCCGGCAUCCGGUCGGUCGGUCGGAAAGGUAAAGAAAAGGGGGCCAUGAUCCCGCUUCUGUUCCUGGUGCUGUUCGCGGAGGGCGCGGUGGCGCUGCUGCUCAUGGUCAAGAUCGGCCCGCUGCGGGAGCUGGCGAUGCGGGGCGUGGAGCAGGUCAAGACCGGCAAGGGCCCCGCCACCGUCAAGACGCUCGCCUGCACGCUCUCCGUCAUCCUCAUGUCCAGCGUCGCCGCCAUCGUCAGGAUCCAGAACAGGGGCCACAAGAUCGGCAACGUCAGCCCCAUGGACCAGGUGCUCUGGCGGACGCACCUCCUCGAGGCUUCCCUCAUCGGAUACACACUAUUCCUCGCGUUUGUCAUCGAUCGGUUGCACCACUACCUUCAGAAGCUCAUCACCCUGAGGAAAUCAGCCAACAUCUCCAGGGAAGAGGUCGAGAAGCUCCAAAUGGAGAACCGGUCCUUGCGCGAGAAAGAGGAGAAGUCGGCCAGCGAGAUGAAGAAGCUUCAGCAGGACAUGGCCAAGCUGAGCGAGGACAUGAAGAAGCUGAAAUCCGAGUCCGAGGAUCACCAGAGGAAAGCGUCUGAUGCGGAGGCCCACGUCAACGCGCUGCAGAAGCAGUCGGAGGAGCUGCUCCUUGAGUACGACCGGCUGCUGGAGGACAACCAGAUCCUGCAGUCCCAGCUUCACUACAAAGGCUGAACUGGUUGACCUGCGGCGUGUAACUGUCUCGAACUCGAAGCGCUCAUCGCCAAGGCUCUUGAUGUGGUUCCUGGCUUUCAUUCCCCUCUCUAACUUAUGGUGAUAUGGAUGGAUGUACUCUGUGCUCUGUAGUUUGUUUUGAGGCACUGAAAAAGUCAGGGAUGGUGAGAUGGAUAUGGGAGAAAGAUCGGGUUUCGAAAUGCGCUUUGUAGUACUGAUUAGACCAUGUGUUGGAAUGCAGUAACUUAUCCCCGAUUCUCGCAGAGAUUUUGAACUGUAUUCUAGUAUAACAUGUCACCGUGUUUUUGGAAAAGGAAAAUUGUUUUUUUUGUUAAGAAGGCUUGCAUCUUUUCAAGAGUUGCACUUCUUACCAAAAAUAACCUCCCUUUUUCAAUUGUAGUACUGUUUUCCUUGCA
Molecule: messenger RNA, 1528 nt
Organism: Triticum dicoccoides
Lineage: Eukaryota; Viridiplantae; Streptophyta; Magnoliopsida; Poales; Poaceae
Product: B-cell receptor-associated protein 31-like
Exons: 3
Coding region: 459-1112 (217 amino acids)
Biological process (GO): intracellular protein transport; endoplasmic reticulum to Golgi vesicle-mediated transport
Cellular component (GO): endoplasmic reticulum; endoplasmic reticulum membrane
Source: RefSeq, a predicted model, not a curated record